AUGCUUGGUCCAUUAGAUAUCAACCUCUCGGAAUUUGGAGUUUCAACCAAAAAUGGCUUUCUUCCAGAUGUUGAUCCUCUUCCACGCCUGAGUGCAUUUUCGGAAUGGGAAGAUUUAGUUGAUGAUAUUCCAUGUCUAUUGAAAGAAGGAUCAUUCAGAUUACAUACCGAUGCUUUGCCCAUACUCGAUGCGACGUAUCUACAAGAGGAAGAUGAAUGGCGAAGAGCCUACCAUUUACUGUCUUUUAUGACACAUUCGUAUAUCUGGGGAGGAAAACAUCCAUCAGAGAUAUUACCCCCUCAAAUCUCAAAACCCUUCCUAGUCGUAGCAUCUCAUCUCGGCCUUCCUCCAACCGCCACAUACGCUGCCCUCAACCUCUGGAAUUUCACCAGCACUUCACCUAUACACGAUCUCACCGAUCUAGACGAUCUCUCCUGCCAACACACAUUCACCAAUACCCGCGAUGAAUCCUGGUUUUAUCUCGUAUCCGUGUCAAUCGAAGCCCGCGGCGCAGAAGUAAUUCCACUCAUGAUCAGUGCCAUGAACGCCAUCCGCGCCAAUGAACCAUCCAUCCUAAUUUCCUGUUUAGAGAAAUUCUCCACCUGCAUAGAAGAUUGCGGGGUCCUCUUACAACGCAUGUACGAGCAAUGCGAUCCAGAAGUCUUCUACCACAUCAUCCGACCCUUUCUAGCCGGGAGCAAGAAUAUGGCUGCAGCUGGUCUGCCAAGGGGUGUGUUUUAUGACGAGGGAGAGGGAAUCGGUGAAUGGAGACAAUAUAGUGGGGGAAGUAAUGCUCAGAGUAGCUUGAUACAGUUCUGGGAUGCGGUGUUAGGUGUUAAACAUGUACCUACUCGACCUAUGGGGAAAUCUCCGACUGAAGUUGUGCCGCCCAAGAAAGAAGGUGGACAUGGUUUUUUGGAUGAAAUGCGCAACUACAUGCCCGGCCCACAUCGCGCCUUCUUAAAACAUAUUUCCAACGUCUCUCCCAUCCACACUUACGUCGACAAUUCAGCCUGCUCAUCUGAUGUCACUAGAGCCUAUAAUCAUGCCGUGGAGACACUAGCUGAAUUUAGAGAUAUCCACAUACAGAUCGUCACUCGAUACAUCAUCAAUCCAUCUCGUAAAGCCAUGGCUCGCGGUACAGAAAAAGAGAACGCGGGAUUAAAUUUAGCAGUUGCGACGACAAAGAAGGGUGGAAAGGAUGUUAGAGGGACAGGGGGUACACAGUUGAUUCCUUUUUUGAAACAGAGUCGGGAUGAGACGAGGGAGAUGGUUGUAGAUAUUGUGGAGAGUCCUUAG
This is a messenger RNA of Sclerotinia borealis F-4128, 1299 nucleotides long. Lineage: Eukaryota; Fungi; Ascomycota; Leotiomycetes; Helotiales; Sclerotiniaceae. The record is from the annotation of a GenBank genome assembly.